AUGCCAGCAGCGGAGAAAACAGCAAAGGAACUUGCGGAAUUCAAUGGCGACGUUGGCAAUAUCAAACCUGGAGCGAGGUUCCGUGAUCGGAGACACCUGAGCGGGACUGGAGUGCACUUGCCACUUGUACAAGGCAUCCACAGCGUAGGCGAUGAGGUCUUCUCAGUCGUUCUGUGCGGUGGAUAUGAAGACGAUGUUGAUAACGGGGAGGAGAUUAUAUAUGUGGGACAAGGCAAAGGAGCGAAGACAGGGGAAUCAGCACGUGGGCGACCUCAAGCAGGAGACCAAGAGUGGAAGGGAGCGAAUGCAGCUCUGAGGCACGCCUACACCACUCGCCUUCCUAUCAGGGUUAUCAGAGGGGACAAGUUGAACUCAAUAUAUGCCCCAAACCCGGGAGGCAAAUACAGAUACCGCUACGACGGUUUAUAUGUUGUCGAUGAAUGGUGGGAAGCAAAGGGAAAGGCGGGCUACAUGAUGUGUAUGUUCAGGCUUAAGGUAACGAAAGAGGUUCAGCGCGGCCGUAAAGAUGGUAUACAAAUGCUACUUGCGGCGAGAAGUCUAGUAGCGUUUACCCCCAUCCCAACUCUUAUGCGCAAUACCCAAGGCCCACUUACUGUUCCCCGAACCAACCUGGGAGCAUACUGA
Messenger RNA from Pleurotus ostreatus (oyster mushroom), 645 nucleotides. RefSeq lists its product as uncharacterized. The coding region runs from base 1 to 645 and encodes 214 amino acids. Lineage: Eukaryota; Fungi; Basidiomycota; Agaricomycetes; Agaricales; Pleurotaceae. Gene Ontology annotation, molecular function: ubiquitin protein ligase activity. Gene Ontology annotation, biological process: negative regulation of gene expression via chromosomal CpG island methylation; protein ubiquitination. The record is from RefSeq and is a predicted model, not a curated record. The transcript is spliced from 9 exons.